Molecule: messenger RNA, 4078 nt
Organism: Paramormyrops kingsleyae
Lineage: Eukaryota; Metazoa; Chordata; Actinopteri; Osteoglossiformes; Mormyridae
Gene: hoxb4a
Product: homeobox B4a
Biological process (GO): anterior/posterior pattern specification; positive regulation of transcription by RNA polymerase II; embryonic skeletal system morphogenesis
Cellular component (GO): nucleus; nucleoplasm
Molecular function (GO): RNA polymerase II cis-regulatory region sequence-specific DNA binding; DNA-binding transcription factor activity, RNA polymerase II-specific
Source: RefSeq, a predicted model, not a curated record
UUUCCGUUAAGAUUGUUUUAAACUCCUAAUACCUGACACCCUGGUACUUGGCAGUAAUACUUUAAAUUCAUUGUUGAAAAAGGUCUUACCUUGACUCACGACAUUUGUAGAAAGUCGACAGUCCGGGUUUUACUUUUUCUUACUGCGUCUCCAGAGGUUGAGAUCUGUGUUUCUGAAAUAGAAUAAAGCAGUAACGCUUUCCUGGGUGUUGAAAGACAAUGUUUUAUGCGAGAGUGAAUGUGUAAAUGUCGUAAAUUGCAUUGCAAUGCUUUGAGGAUGUGAAGAGUUUCGAAUUUCUUCCGGUCUGCAUAUUUUAUUGUUUUAUUAUACGUCCUCAUCCCGGAUAUCGGGUAGUCCGAGUUGGUUUACAAGCAGUUACAGCCUACCAUAAAAAACAAAUGUUAAUCUGUUUCGACGCCUGCUUUUAUAAUUUUCUCCCCUUUUGCCUCAGCAUGUACUGUUGACGAAGUUUUCCACGCGAUAUCAGUGAAUUCCAGUAUUUUAGGACACGGGCAAAUAUUUUGUGUUACAAAAUGUGAGAUUGUUUGUAAUUUCUCUGCAUUUUGUUAAUCUUUAAAAUGUAUGAAUUGUAAAUAUUUUGCUGGCAUGAAAAAAAGAUGUAUUUAUAUGAUAGCUUUCUUUUUCGGGAUACUUUAUGUACAGCUAAAACGACCAUAAAGUUAACGGUCAAUUUUGGAGGGCAGUUAGCGGGCUGGGGUCGGGACAGGGUCAUCCAGGUAGCAGAGAACACCUGUCAUCUAUAUAUACCCUGUAGAUCCGAAUUUGUGUGAAUAGAAACUCGGUCACAAAUUCGUACCUAGGGGAGUAUGUAGUUGACAUAAACACUUCGCCACUGCAGAAUUAUGAACAUGGGCGAACAUAAUUUAAUAUUUAUCCUAGUGCAUUAUUUUUUUAUACUACGCUUAAUAUGAAAAUUCAUCUUUCAUUUAAGUGUCUUCCCAUUAUAUAGUUCUGAAUGCUGUGUAAAAAGAAUAACUUCAAAAAACACAAAGUCAAUACAGAAUUGACGGUAUUCAGUAAUAUAUUAUUGUUUUAUUAGAAGAAUUCUAAGAAAAUAAGACAUUUGCUUCAAUGUAACCUUCAGAAUACUCGAAAUGUUGACAACAUUGGGGUUAUUAAUAUUUACAAUUUGUAUGCAAGGUGUGCGAAUUUGCGUGCACCAUUAACUCGGUCAUUGUAAAGGUUUAGCUGGCUUCGUUUUAAUGCAAGGGUCUAACUGUGAUUUAGAAGGCCCAGUAACCCGAAUUAGUUGAUGAAUUUUCUAUUGAUCCAAAACAAGCCUAGAUUUAUCUCUGACAAGGUUUGGCCCCACGCUUAAGAGCGUUCUUUCAGUUCUAUUAGUAACUACAUUCAAAGUCUGAAGAAGAUUGCACCGUCUUCCAUUUAUUUUCACGAAUGCUAGCCGAAAUAUGUCCCAAGUUAAAAUGUGACUGAUAGCCGAAAGCAACAUUGCCUGCCCUUGAUUAGUUUAAAAAAUGAAGGUAAACGGGAGGCCGUCCUCGCCGGAGAGGACUUCCUAUUGUUGAACCAAGGAUGCCUUUCACUUGGCAUUUUUAUUCAUGUAACUGGUGCGAUUCACUCUGCUGUUUAUAAUGCGCAUGCCGGUGGAUGAAAUGUAUGCAGAUAACAUUAGAGAAACUCAAACUAUGCACAGAUGAUGUUUCAGAUCUGCUAAAUCUAAUCCCAUUUCCUUAUCCGGGAAUCGCUGGGAACCACGCCAUUGGUUCUUGGUGUCACAUGGAUUUUUAACUUUGUUCACUUGACAGAAAGUAGGAGGGUUUUAUCAAACAGGAAAACGAGUAAAGGGAUAGAAAUAAAUUUUCUUGUGUUUUGUGUGCAAUUCAAAGAAAUUAAUGGCCAUGAGUUCCUUUUUGAUAAACUCCAACUAUGUGGAUCCGAAGUUUCCACCCUGCGAAGAAUAUUCGCAGAAUGAUUACCUGCCUAGCCAUUCGCCAGACUAUUACGGCGCCCAGAGGCGAGAGGCUGCCUUCCAGCAUGAGGCGAUGUACCAUCAGCGGUCGGGCUGUACCGAACCUCCGUACUCAUCGUGCCAUGGUUCCGGGGAACCUACAGCGGUUAUGUCUCCGAGGGGUCACGUCUUACCCCCGCCUGGACUCCCUACUCCGCUCCCUGAGCAAAAAAACCAUUGCGAUUCUGUAACACCGAGCCCUCCAUCCGUGUGUGUCCAGAACUCCGUCAGGCAAACCAAUUCUUCUUCCAGUUCAUGCAAAGAGCCAGUGGUUUACCCUUGGAUGAAGAAAGUCCAUGUAAACAUUGUGAACCCAAAUUACACAGGAGGGGAACCAAAGCGGUCACGGACAGCCUACACAAGACAGCAGGUUUUGGAGUUAGAAAAGGAGUUCCACUACAACCGCUAUUUGACCCGGAGACGUAGAGUGGAGAUUGCUCAUACCCUGUGCCUUUCCGAGCGUCAAAUCAAAAUAUGGUUUCAGAACAGACGGAUGAAAUGGAAAAAAGACCACAAGCUCCCUAACACCAAGAUCAGAUCAGCUGCCUCCUCAAGCACAAACUCAAACAGCAGCCAAGUGCUGGGGAACUCUCAGAACCGAUCCAGUGGACAACCAUCAAGUCUAUAGCUUUAUGCACACCUAUCCAUGCACACUUUAGACCUCACCGUAUGGCGCAUAUUCGUUGUGAUUUUUUUUGUUUUUUAUUCGUAUUUUUUUAAUUAUUAUUAUUAUUAUUAUUUUGUAAAUGAAGAGAAUGGCGCGAUGUGGGAAAUGAAGAAAACACUAGAAAUUGCCGUUAUUUAUGAAAAGAUGAAGACUGAAAUAAAGCACAGAUGCUUCUUUUUGUGCCAUUCUAAUUCUUUGUUCCCAUUUCAUUCUAGCUCCCCCUCCAUUAAUGCCAAUGGUUGCAGAUAGCAGUUUUCAGAUUUUGUGAAGAUGGAUCCGUUGUUUCGUCUUUAAUCAUGCCAAACCCAGUCCCAUUUGUCAUGUUUACUCUGCAGUACAAAGGAUGACCGUGGGCCUGCAGUUACCUCGACAUCCAACAUUGUGCUUAAUAAAUGAUCAACGGUUUCUUCAAGAAGCGACGUUUUUAAAGUUGUUUUUUUUUUUGUACCUUAUUUAAUAUCUUGAACACCCGAAUUUUUAGUGUCACUUACCAUACAAUGCUAGGUGACUAAAACAUUAAUGAACAAGACGGAAAACGAUUGUGUAUGCCAUUAGUAGUUAGUUUUCAGAAAUAAAUGUUUAUCACUUUACCGGAUUUAUAAUGAACUAUUAAUCGAAUGAGGUAUAUCGUUCAAUCUGAAGUCUAAAAGCAAUGACAUUAUAAUAUUGAACAUAUAAAUACCUUAAGCAGAUACGAACCAAAGGCCCCAAAGACCAUUUCAUUCUGGAAAAAGCACUAAAUGGUAGAUUUAAAAGUUUAAUUACUUUCGAUGUUAUUUUGUUGUUUAAUUUUGUCUUUAUGCGUUAACUACGUUGUGACCCUUUUCACAUAAUUUGCCCUGCAAAUUUUCGACAUAAUGUUCAUUCAUUUCUUGUAAACCAAAUGUAAAGUAAAAACUAGCGAAGAACAAAGGUGGGUAUAUGCAUGAUUAACGUUUCUUCAUUUCUUUUUUGUUAAUUUGUUCUCUGCACACGAUUACACACUUGCUUCUUUCUAGGUAUUAUAGGUAAUUCGUUUCAUCUCUUCUUUGCAUUCCGGUCCUCCCUUGUUAUGACAGAAAUGUGGUCUUCCAUAUUUGUAUUUCGGUCGUUUCUUUCUCAUACUUCGUGUAUCUAUACCUUAAUAUUUGUAAAUAGUGAUAGAAUGAAUAAAACAAAAUACGAAAUGUUAUUAUCACCUUUGUGUCCUUUUAUCUCUCCUUCUUCGUAAUAAGCAUAUAUAAGCAUACACAGUAAUAUCUGUAAUCUGAAUUACACUAUUCCUAACAACAAACAUUUUAUUAUACAAACAUUUUUCCAUUUUUAAGGACAGAUUUCUGUUCGUGCAUACGUAUCUUAAACAACGGUUUUCUUUUUGGUAAUUCUGUAUGCCUCAUGGACGAGUAGUCCUGCUAAAUUGUGUCUUAUUUCUUGUCUUUAAU